AUGGGGGCCCCAGUAACCCCGGCCUGCCUGCUGCUCCUUCUGCACCUCACAGCUGGGACGUCUGCAGAGCCGCGCUAUGUGGUGGUGAGCCCAGCCGUGCUCUACCACCCGCACACGGGGACGGUGUCAGUUCAUCUCAGCGACCUCAACGAGACCGUCCGGGUGAGCGUCCGGCUGGAGAGGGGGGAUGGGCCCAGCGCUAUCCCCCUGCUGGAGAGAGAGGUCCAGGAGCCCCGUCUGCACGAGAACGUGCGCUUCCAGGUGCCAGCCCCAUCCGGGGGGCGGCAGGACGCGGUGGAGCUGCACGUCUCGAUCCGGGGAGACGCCCUGCACUUCUCUGAGCGGAAGAAAGUGCUGCUGCAGGCACUGGAGCCCGGGGCCUUGGUGCAGACGGACAAGGCCGUCUACAAGCCGGGACAGACAGUGAAGUUUCGAAUCGUCAGUUUGGACAAAGACUUCAUUCCCAGUCCCAGGAAGCUGCCCCUGGUGACUCUGCAGGAUCCCAGCGGGAACCGCAUCGCCCAGUGGCGAGAUGUAACUCCGCAGCAGGGCAUCGUGGAUCUGUCCCUCCCGCUGUCUGCAGAGCCGGCCCUGGGGACGUAUGCCAUCCAGGCGCAGGGGACGAGGCACUCGUUCAGCGUGGAGGAAUACGUGCUGCCCAAGUUCGAAGUGAUCCUCGAGCUGCCCCCCGUGGUGACGGUGCUGGAUGAGACGAUCCUGCUGCGAGUGUGUGGCCGAUACAGCUACGGGAAGCCCGUCCUGGGGAGGGUCCAGGCCAGCCUGUGUUGGGAGAAACAACCAUCAUAUCCGUGGUACCGUUUCUAUCUGGGGCUAACUGAGUGCAUGAAGCUCACUGGCCAGACUGAGAGCAACGGCUGCUUUUCCAGAGAGGUGGGGACGGCUCCCUUCAACCUGACCCACUCUGGCUACAAGAGGAGCCUCCAGGCCAAGGCCUCUCUCAUGGAGGAGGGGACAGGGGUGGAGCUCAACGCGACCAAGCACUGCGAUAUCGUGUCUGAAAUCGCUACGGUGACCUUUGAGGACGCUGACGCUACCUACAAGGCUGGAAUCCCCUACACUGGCAAGAUGCUUCUGAAGGCAGCAGAUGGCUCUGCGCUGAAGAAUGAGAAGCUGCAGCUCUUUGUUAGCUAUGGAGAUAAGAAUAAGGCCCAGACCUUCCUGACGGACGAGUCUGGCAGAGCCUCCUUCAAGCUGGACACCUCUGGCUGGACCGGGAGCGUCACUCUGAAGGGGCACUUCAAGCAGGUGAACGACAGCGCUGAGGAUGACACAGUCUCUCCCAUUUACCCGGAUACCCAUCGUUACCUGGAGCCCUUCUACUCCAAGAGCCAGAGUUUCCUGAAGAUCCGCUCGCUGGGUGGGGUGCUGCCCUGCGACCAGGCCCAGCAGCUCCAGGUGGAUUACAUCAUUGCUAGAGAGGCCCUGAGGAACGUGUCCAGGAGCCUGGAUUUCAUCUUCCUGGUCGUGGCCAAGGGAGCCAUCACCAGGAUCCUCCACAAGGGGCUGGACCUCAGGGAGGGGGCUGGGCUGAAGGGCUCCUUCUCUGUGGAGCUGCCCAUUGGUGCUGAGCUGGCGCCCGCUGCCAAGGUGCUGGGUUACACGGUGCUGCCCAAUGGAGAGAUGGCUGCCGAUGGCACCCUGCUGCGCAUGGCCAAGUGCCUCCCGAACAAGGUGAAGCUGGCCUUCUCGCAGGACCGGGCCCUGCCGGGCUCAGAGCUCCAGCUGCGGGUGCAGGCUGCCCCCGGGUCCCUGUGCGCCGUCCGCGCCGUGGAUCAGAGCGUGCUGCUCAUGAAGCCCGAGGCCGAGCUCAGCGUCGACACCGUCUAUAACUUGCUCCCCGAUUUUCCCCAAGGAGACUAUCCCGCCGCAGCUCACGAGCCUGACUCAUGUUCUAAUAUGCACGGCGCUCUAGGUCCAGCUUUUCACUGCCACGGCUUAAGUCACAGGUGGAGGUGUCGCAGAGGGACUAGCAGCUGGACUCCUCCACCACGUGACGCCUACAGCCUGUUUAAGGAUGCGGCUUUGAAAAUUCUCACCAACACAGACACCAAGCAGCCCUGUCAAGGUGGACUCUUACACCUGGGGCUCCCUCAACCCACCUUUAUAUCUUUUCUUGGCAUGAUCCCUGGGGCAGCACAUGUGGAUAGUGCAGCAGGGACCCCACGGAUCAAUGACCUGCUAGUGCCAGAACCCAGCACCCAGAAGGAGGCAGCGCCACGUGCAUACUUCCCAGAGACAUGGCUGUGGGACCUGGUCCCUGUGGGCGAGGGGGGCUCCAAGGACAUCCCAGUCUCGGUGCCCGACACCAUCACAGAGUGGAAAGCUGGGAUGUUCUGCACGGCAGAGGUGGGCUUUGGGCUCUCCCCCACAGCCACCUUCAUGGCCUUCAAACCCUUCUUUGUGGAGCUGGCCUUGCCGUACUCCGUGAUCCGGGGAGAGGCCUUCGCCCUAAAGGCCACCGUCUUCAACUACCUGCAGCAGUGCAUCAAGGUGCGGCUGACGCUGGCGGAGUCUGCGCAGUUCCAGGUGCAGGCAAGUGAGGAUGGCGCCUACACCAGCUGCCUCUGUGCAGAUGAAGGGAAAACCUUCCAGUGGGAGGUGACGGCGAGCAGCCUGGGGGAGGUGAACUUCACUGUCAGCACCGAGGCUCUGCACACCGAGGAGCUGUGCGGCAAUGAACUGGCCGUGGUGCCGGCCCAGGGGCGAAUGGACACUGUGAUAAAGCCCCUGCUGGUCCAGCCGGGGGGGAUCCUGGAGGAGAAGGCGCACAGCUCCCUGCUCUGCCAGGAAGCAUCCGAAGAAAUCUCCUUGCAGCUGCCUGCGAACGUCCUGGCAGGGUCCGAGCGGGCCCACGUGACUGUCCUGGGAGACAUAAUGGGCACGGCUCUGCAGAACAUAGACCGCCUGCUGGCCAUGCCCUACGGCUGCGGAGAGCAGAACAUGGUCCGAUUUGCUCCCAACAUCUACAUCCAGCAGUACCUGGAGAAGAGCGGGCAGCUGAGCCCGGAGAUCAGACACAAGGCCCAGGGAUUCCUCCAGAGCGGCUACCAGCGCGAGCUGCUCUAUAAACACAACGACGGCUCUUACAGCGCCUUUGGGGAGAGCGAUGCCGUGGGCAACACCUGGCUGACGGCCUUCGUUCUCAAGUCCUUUGGCCAGGCCAGACCCUACAUCUCCAUCGACGAGAAGCACCUAGAGGACGCCCUAGGGUGGCUGCAGCAUCACCAGCUGGAGAGCGGCUGCUUCCGUAGUGUGGGGAAGCUGUUCAACAAUGCCCUGCAGGGCGGCGUGGUGGACGAGCUCUCUCUCUCGGCUUACAUCACGGCAGGGCUGCUGGAGCUGGGGCAGCCGCUCACGGACCCCAUGAUGACCAGGGCCCUCCAGUGCCUCCAGGAGUCGAGCACCAGUGACCUCUACACACAGGCGCUGCUGGCCUACGCCUUCGGGCUGGCGGGGAGCACAGAGCUGCGGGGCGCCCUUCUGCAGAGCCUGGCCCAGCACAGCAUCAGCGCGGGGGGACAGCUCCACUGGCAGAGGAAGGUGAAGGCCCUGCCCAGCCCCUACGGGAACAAGGCCCCGUCAGCGGAGGUGGAGAUGACGGCUUACGUGCUCCUGGCCUAUCUCUCCCUGCCCAAUGUGUCUGCUGCCGACAUGGCGACCGCUGCCCAAAUCGUCCGCUGGCUCAGCAAGCAGCAGAACCCCUACGGGGGCUUUGCUUCCACACAGGACACGGUGGUGGCCCUGCAGGCCCUGGCCAAAUACGCAGCCCUGACGUACAGCACGAGCGGGGCUGUGUCGGUGACAGUGAGCUCCCAGGCUGGGGCCCGGCAGCAAUUCCACGUGGAGAACGCCAACCGGCUGGUGCUGCAGCGAGCGGCCCUGCAGGAGAUCCCCGGGCAGUACACGGUGCGGGCCAGCGGCGAGGGCUGUGUCUUUGUGCAGCUGACUCUGCGCUACAACGUGCCGCCCCCAAAGAGCGCCGUGACCUUUGACCUGCGGGUGGAGACGGAGCCGAAGGAGUGCACCGAGAGCGCCAGAUCCCACUUCGGCCUCGUCCUGCACGCCCGGUACAGCGGGGAGCGCUCAGCCACCAACAUGGCCAUCAUCGAGGCCAAGCUGCCGUCCGGCUACACCCCCGUCAAGAGCUCCCUGCGGCAGCUGGAGAAGCAGCGUUCGGUGAAGAGGCUGGAGGUGCAGAACGACCAGGUGACGCUCUAUCUGGACCAGCUGACGAAGGAGGCGGCGAGUUUCACCUUCUCCCUGGAGCAGGAUUUCCCUGUGAAGAAUCUCAGAGCAGCCCCAGUGAGACUGUACGAUUACUAUGAGACGGGUGAACACACAGAGGCUGAGUACAGCGCCCCCUGCGGCUCAGCUCCUGAUGCAAACACGAUGGGAAAUUCCCGCUGA
Caretta caretta (loggerhead turtle) is the source of this 4428-nucleotide messenger RNA. Its product is annotated as alpha-2-macroglobulin-like protein 1. Gene Ontology annotation, molecular function: endopeptidase inhibitor activity. The record is from RefSeq and is a predicted model, not a curated record. Lineage: Eukaryota; Metazoa; Chordata; Testudines; Cheloniidae. Gene Ontology annotation, cellular component: extracellular region.